AUGGCUUUAUUUCAGACCAUCGGUGAGCUACCACGGAUGCAGCACGAAGUGUACAACCUAUGGAAAAGAUUUGCCCAUGCUUUGCCGUUCACUGUACUGUCUGACUGCAUUGGACCCAUUGUUCGCGGUGUCCUGUCAAUAUUCCCGCGGUGCUCGGAUGAAAUCAAACAGGAUAUCGGCCGAUUCUUGGAGGAGAUCCUGCACGCGUGUAAUUUGACCAUGGACCGUCUACUAGAGCUCCCCAGUAUCCAGCCCUUUGAAGAGCUCGAUAAGGUCCGCGAACUCAUUGAUCAAAAGCGGGACGACCUAUCGAUCGAACAAAGCAUCUUUGCCAUAUGCAAACGAGCUCGUAACGACGCUGCGUCAGACAUCUUGACAUUGGUCGAAGAACUCUUACGGAUCCUCAAGAAACACGGCGCGCUUCAUCCUGUCAUUGUACGCCAACAUUCCAUGCUCUACACGGUACUGCUGUAUCUGUCCAGGAAAACCGGUGAUAUCCAAAACAUCCGCAACCUUGCUGCUGAAUGUCUUGGCCUACUUGGCGCGACCGACCCGAGCCGACUCCAAGUCAGAGUGGUACAAAACGACAUGAUUGUACUCAAGAACUAUACGAAUCCAGAAGAGAACCGAAACUUUGUGUGCCACAUCAUUAUUAAGCACUUGGUGCCAGCGUUCCGAAAAGCCAACAACGAAGAAACCCAGCAGUUUGUCCAGUAUGCUAUGCAAACCUUGCUGCGAUUUGCAGGCUUUAAACACAGCACUGUCGUUGGCAGCGAAAGCCUUGCCAUCCAAGAACGCUGGAAAAAGAUGCCCACGAAUGUUCAAAACAUGCUCUAUCCACUGCUCGCGUCCUCUUUCACAGGCAACAUGCAGAUCCCUAUGCCUCAUUACCCGAUCUAUCCAAGUGCUGACAGUUACGAGACGUGGAUAAAACGUUGGUACUACCUAUUGACCAAGUCAGCAAGCGACGACAGUGUGAGAGACCUGUUUGCUGUGUUCACCUCCUUGGUGCAACGGGAAUUCUUUGGCUUGGCCUUGGACCUGAUCCCUCGUCUAGUCUUACAUGUUGCGCUGACAGGAUCAAAAGAAAAAAGCGCCGACGUUAUUGGUGAAAUACUAUGCGUGCUCAACGGCGAAAGUCACACGCCAAUGCAUACUGAAAAAAUGCAAAGAGAUGCGUUACAGGUGAUUGUAUUGACCACAGAGCAUUGCAGAAAAUGGAUCCGUGGCGCGCAGGAAAACCAUGUCAACAUGGAUAACGGAGACAUAAUUAAAGUUCGAAACUUUUUGGAGCAGAUUCCUAACGACAAGAUGGCCACAGCAUCAUUCCGUUGCAAGGCGUAUCCGCAAGCGCUGAUGCAUCUUGAGCUCUACUUGAAAGAAACUAUGUGGGAGCACGGCGGUCAAUUCACAUCUGAUGAGAUCAUGUUGUGUGAGCACAUGGGUGAUUGGAAUACUGCCAGCGUGAUGUACCGAAGUGUAUUGGACUCACCGGAGCAAGAGGCGACGGAAGACAGCAGAAUGCUAUCUGGCUACUUUAACUGCUUGAGAGCAGGUGGAAAUAUCGAGAUCAUGCAAAGCGCAGCGACACGGCUUAUGCGAUUGUAUCCACAGUUUCUCUCGCGAUUGAACGCCUACCGCGCUGAAGCAUCUUGGAAACUUGAAGAUUGGGAUACCUUGGAUGCCUCUCUUAAUCAACCGAUCGAACAAUCCUUUGAUGGUUCGCUAGCUACUGCCAUUGCACAUUUCCGUCAAGGUAACAAUCUGGCUGGACUUGUGAGUAUCGACAAAGCCCAAAAUUACCUCAUGGAUCAUAUGUUGUCAGCAAGUCACGACUCCUACCAACAGUCGUACGAUCAUAUCCUUGGCCUCCAGAUGAUCCAUGAGUUGAAACAAAGUCGGUUCAUAUGGGAAGAAGCUACGCGCAGUGAAAACUGUGCACCCAUCACUGAACUACGAAGCAAGUGGGAGCAGCAGUUCAAGUUUGUAGCGCCCUCGCAUUGCUAUCAAAUGAAGCUUCUGGAGCUUCGACAAGCAGCUUUGUUCACGCCUAUCGAUGACGGUAGCAUCUGGUUGACAAAAGCCAAAGUAGCAAGAAAAGCAGGCGAUAUGAACACUGCUUUAUAUGCAAUUCUCAGGGCAGAAAAAUUUGGCGCCCCUUUUGUUUACCUGGAACGUGCCAAGUGGUAUUGGGCAAACGAAAAAAAGCAAAAGCCAUCAAAUAUCUGCAAAGUCAAGCGAAUCCAUGCCGCCCUACUUCAAGCAAAAUACUCGGAAGAGUUUGAAAAGUUUGACCGUACCACGAUGCUAAGCUUAUAUAAAAGAGCCCAGAGGUUGGACCAAAACUGGGAGAAGGCCAUGUACUAUGUGGGUCGAUAUUACGACAAGAAUAUAUCGGACAAGGAUGCCAAGCAUGUCAUGCAAAUGAGUGAGAAGGACCAGCUGUGCAGUAACAAGCUAUAUUCGAGCUCUCCACCUUGGCUCAAAAUACUUUUAUUACACAAUGCCACGAUUCCUGACGCUCUGGCUGGAGUUUGGCGAUGUUGUCGAAGUCUAAACCUCAUAACCGAUACCCAAACACGUACCACUGCCUUUGAAGUGUUCAAAAGCAUCAAUACAAGUAUUCGAAACCAUUUGGAUGGGAUUCACCCUCGCCAGUUCGCUAUGGUACUUCCACGGCUGGUAUCCCGUUUAUCCCACCCCAAUGAAGAAGUUGGUAAUAUUCUUAUGAAAAUCAUUGGCAAAGUACUGGCCGCAUAUCCAAGAACAACAAUCUGGGCGUUGUUGCCACCUGACGAAUCAAGAAAUGGCAAGAUACGAGACCGUGCGCAAAUGAUAUGUGAUAAAGCCGAGAACGAUCCAACAAACGGCCGGCUACUUGCUAGCAUCAUUUCGCAAGCCAGGAAGUUUACGCGUGUGUUUAAAGCACUUGCAAUGGAAGAGCCAAUCACGGAGCAAACACACUACAGCACCAAGACGAUUCCAGGAUUAUCGGAGAUUGCGAACCUGGAGCUAUGCAUCCCAUCGCAAAAAGCCCUGCUUCCAGAAUUGCCAGAGGUGUCGACCGUUCCUUACCAAGGAAUUGAAACUGAGGAUUUGCCACGGAUCAAAGGCGUUUCUUCAAGCUAUGAAGUGAUGAGGUCGUUGAUGAAACCGAAGAAAAUUGCACUUAUUGGCACAGACGGCAAUACGUAUACUUUCCUGGUCAAAAAAGCUGAUGAUCUCCGAAAAGAUGCGCGUAUGAUGGAGUUCAAUCAUAUGAUCAACACAUUCUUGCAAAAGGACGCAAACGCUCGAGAACGAAAUUUAUAUAUCCGAACAUAUGGCAUUAUUCCGCUUGGCGAGAAGUGGGGUCUAAUCGAAUGGAUUAACAACUUGAACCCUCUCAAAGCAAUCGUCGCUCAAGAAUGGGCGUUACUUGGCAAAGACAUCAGGCAAAUUGCCACCCACGCUGGUUCUCUUUUGGUUAAUGCAAAAACACCUGAAGAGAAGGAAAAAGUUUUCACGAAUACUAUCUUGCCUCGAUGUCCCAAAGUAUUUCACAAGUGGUUCCUUGUACACUUUCCUGAACCUUCAGAAUGGUUCGCCAGUCGUUCACGAUACAUACGAACUCUGGCAGUUAUGUCCAUUGUCGGAUAUAUCCUUGGUCUCGGAGACCGACAUGCUGAGAACAUUCUCUUUGAUCAAACAAACGGCGACUGUGUUCAUGUCGACGUCAAUAUGCUUUUCGACAAGGGUGCCAAUUUGACCGUUCCUGAGCUUGUCCCCUUCCGACUCACUCAAAACUUAAUUGAUGCAAUGGGCAUACUGAAAGUCGAGGGCAUGUUUCGGAAGACCUGCGAGGUGACGCUAGACGUGAUGAGGAAAAACAAGACCCAACUUCUAUCAGUAUUUGAGACAUUGGGUCAUGAUCCUCUCGCAGACUGGCAAAAGAAGGCUCCCGGAAGAGCUAAGGAGGUCACCCGCGAACACCUAAAAAGAAUCGAUAACAAGAUUCACAACGGCCGCACCAUUGAAAGUGAAGUGAAGAGACUCAUUGCUCUAGCCUCCUCCAAUGAGAACCUCAGUCAAAUGUUUGUCGGCGAGAAGUUCAAGGCGCCUUUGUUGGAGCACUUGUCUCCUGCGACAGAACAGCGCAGAUUCGAAAAAGGAGAUACUCUGAUAUGCGAAAGCGUCGCACCUUGGUCCAGAUGUCUUCCCCAAUUGUUUUACACGGCAAGUCUAGUAGCAAAGACGGUCCAGGGGAAGUAUCCUACAUUCGGCGCUGCUGCUGUUGAUGAAGACGGUAACCAUCCUAAAAUGGUCUUGCUUGAACAUCUUGCACAAGCUCUCCAAUAUAUCGAAUCUUGGCAGGGCGUCUUUGACCGAACGGCUUUUGAGAAACGGUACAAACUUGACUGGAUUGAUGAUGAUGAUGUGGCCUGUGAUGUUGACUAUCACGACGAAAGCGACGCCAAGCCAAAAUUUUCAAAGCUAUCUAGGAGUGGUGACGCAUUGAAGGACCAGAGACGAAAAAAUGGUGGUCAGCAUAUCGUGCCCAUUGUAAAGCCCAUUGAAGGAACGAAGCAAGAAGACAGAAAAGAAGAAAAACACAAUGGUGAAACCAGAGCGGAUUUCAACGAUCCAGUCGAGUCGACAAGAAUGGGAAAAGGAAAAUUCAUCUGCAACGAACAACCUCACACCCGACCAAGAUAA
Zychaea mexicana is the source of this 4695-nucleotide messenger RNA. RefSeq lists its product as uncharacterized. Gene Ontology annotation, cellular component: nucleus. Gene Ontology annotation, biological process: telomere maintenance; protein phosphorylation; DNA damage checkpoint signaling. NCBI's taxonomy places the organism in Eukaryota, Fungi, Mucoromycota, Mucoromycetes, Mucorales, Lichtheimiaceae. The transcript has 21 exons. The record is from RefSeq and is a predicted model, not a curated record. The coding region runs from base 1 to 4695 and encodes 1564 amino acids. Gene Ontology annotation, molecular function: protein serine/threonine kinase activity; protein binding.